GCAGCCCUGGACCGGCGGCGGGCGGGCGGCUGCGAGGGUCGGCAGCAGCUGCACCAUAGAGCCCGGGAGUCCCAUUUCUGUCGCGUCCGGCGGAUUGCCGGGGGGAGUCUGUCCUGUCGGUGUGAGGGACGCUCCCGCCCGCCCGCCGAGCCGGGAGUCCCGCUCCGGGCGGCUUGCUCACGGUGACCGCGGGCUGCGAACGUCAGGGAGGAACCCGUCACCAUCGGGAGAUGCCGGCAUAUAUAGGGGAUGCAGGGGAUUCGCCAGCGCCGGCCGAUCCCAGCCGCUCCGCGGCGGGCAGCGGGCUCCGCAGCGCCAUGGCCCCCGCCCGGGCGGCGGGGCGAGCAGGUGCCGUCGCGGCGCUGGCGCUGCUGUGGCUGCUGGUCUGCGGCCCGGGGGACUCCGGCUGCCACCUUCUGACCGUGGCCGAUCUCUUCGACCGGGUGAUCCGGCACUCGGGCAGGAUCCACAGCCUCUCUACGACGCUCUACGCCGAGCUAGAAAAACACUUUCCUCCCCGUGACAACGAGCUGGGAAAGCCCGCUCGGAAGUGCCACACGUCGGGGAUGCUGACCCCCAACGGCAAAGAAUAUGCCCAAAAAAUUCCGAGAGAAGAACUAACUCACUUGAUACUGAAACUUUUGCAAGCCUGGAAAGAACCACUUUCCCACUUUAACCAGCAUAUUGAGCACCAUCAAGAGCUACCUGAUGACAGCCUUAGCAAAGCUAAGCAAAUCAGCAAUAUGGUACAUGAGCUGAAGACUGGAGUUGAGAAAGUAACAGAAAAGAUGCAGUCAAUGGGGAUCAUCAGCAACUCAUUAAAUGGAAUGGCAUCAUCUGAAGGCACUGGUUUAUCAAUUAGUAAUGAAGCAAACAUGAUGAGUGACUCUGACUUCAUCCACUGUUUCAGGAGAGACUCCAAUAAAGUACAAAGCUACUUAAAAAUUCUCAAAUGUAGGAUUAUGCCAGAAAAUAGUUGCUGAAUUGUAAUCCCUUGACAAGUAGUCUUCAGCAUGUUGCUUAUAAAGAUACAAAAAUAGAACUUAUAAAUCAUCACAUUUACAAUAAUUUUAAUGGGAAAGUGGUUUUGAAAUCCUUUGGCAGCUAUUUGACACAGUUGACCAAUGCAGAUGAAAUACUAAAUAAAGCAUUAUGUGUGUAUGUGGGUUAAUGCACCUGAUAAAAAGGAGUACUCUAGCAGUAGAUAAAUAAAUGUCCUUGUACAUUACACUGUGACAGACUAUAUUAUGGCUGAUUCACACAUUUUAGAUAUAUACAUAGAAUCAUAGAAAGGCUUGCGCUGGAAGGAACCUUAACAAUCAUUUUCUUACAAUCCCCCUGCCAUGGGCGGGGACACUUUCAACUAGAUCAGGUUGCUUAGGUCCCCAUCAAACCUGGCCUUGAACAGUUCCAGGGAUGGGGCAUCCACGACUUCUCUAGGCAACCUAUUCCAGUGCCUCAUCAUCCUCUUGAGUAAAGAACUUCUUCCUAACAUCUCAUCUAAAUCUCUCUUUUACUUUAAAACCAUUCCCCCUUGUCCUAUCACUAUUUGCCCAUGUAUAAAGCAACUCUCCCUCUUUUUUAUAAGCCCUUUUUAAGUCCUGGAAGGCCACACUGAAGUCUCCCUGAAGCCUUCUCUUCUCCAGGCUGAACAACCAUAACUCUCUCAGACUGUCUUCAUGAGGUUCUCGUGGGCCCACUUCUCAAGUUUUUCCAGGUUCUUCUGAAUGGCAUCCCAUCCUUCUGUCACGUCAACCGCAUUGCUCAGGUUGAUGUCAUUUGCAAACUCACUGAGGGUGCACUCAGUCUCACUGUCUGUGUCAUUGAUGCAUAUAUUGAAGAGCACCGGUCCCAAGACAGAGCCCUGAGGGACACCACUUGUCACUGGCCUCCCCCGAGACAUAAGAGCCAGUGACCACAACUCUGGCUGCGUCCAUCCAGCCAAUUCCUUAUCCACCAAAUAGGCCCCCCUUCAAACCCAUGUCUCUCCAAUUUGGAGAUAAGGGUGUCAUGUGGGACACCGUGGAAAGCUUUACAGAAACUGAAACGUAGUUGAAAGUGAGAUUCAAUUUGUUAAACCUUGGUACAAAUAUAUCUAUGUACUAUCAAUAAAGUAUACUUUUAUGUAA
Molecule: messenger RNA, 2129 nt
Organism: Pseudopipra pipra
Lineage: Eukaryota; Metazoa; Chordata; Aves; Passeriformes; Pipridae
Product: prolactin-like
Exons: 5
Coding region: 231-983 (250 amino acids)
Biological process (GO): positive regulation of receptor signaling pathway via JAK-STAT; response to nutrient levels
Cellular component (GO): extracellular region
Molecular function (GO): hormone activity
Source: RefSeq, a predicted model, not a curated record